UGGAAGGGCUUUAGGGUGACCUUGUAAGGUGCGCUCCUCAUCAUCUUUAUGUCUGCGACAGUCUCUCGAUUCUCUCCCGAGAUGAUCCAAACAAUUCAAACUAGAGUAUCUGAGUGCCCGUAUGGGCUCGAUGCUUUACCUUCUGUCAAUCCACUGAAUAAUCUACAUCCGUCAUGUUGUCGCGAACUAUAUCUGAUCCCCGUUCUAGGUAGCGAAGUCUGGUGUCAUCUCUGGCCGAGUGA
Gloeophyllum trabeum ATCC 11539 is the source of this 242-nucleotide messenger RNA. RefSeq lists its product as uncharacterized. The record is from RefSeq and is a predicted model, not a curated record. NCBI's taxonomy places the organism in Eukaryota, Fungi, Basidiomycota, Agaricomycetes, Gloeophyllales, Gloeophyllaceae. The annotation marks the transcript as partial. The transcript has a single exon.